AUGAAGGGUGCCAGCGAAACAGAAGAUGAGCCUCUGUGGAAGAUUCGGCUUCAGCUUUGCAAGCCAGUUACCUGGCCUCCACUCAUCUUUGGAGUCAUCGCAGGUGUAUGCGCCAGUGGCAACUUUGACUGGUCCACAGCAAGCCCAGAGGAAUAUGCCAAGUUCCUCUUGUGCGUCACUCUCUCUGGCCCAGUCCUGGUUGGCUACACGCAGACGCUGAAUGACUGGUAUGACAAGGAUUUAGAUGCCAUUAACGAGCCCUACCGGCCCAUCCCGUCCGGCCGCAUCACAGAAGAAGAAGUCUGGCAGCAGAUCUAUGUCUUGGGUGGGCUGGGCUUGGGAAUGGCGAUCACGCUGGACAUCUGGCAAGGGCAUUGGCCUCCAACUGUAUUUGCCGUGGCGGUUGUGGGUGUCUUCAUGGCCUAUAUUUACUCGGCCCCACCGCUGAAGCUCAAGCAAAACUGGAUCUCCGGCUGCUAUGCUCUGGGUUCCAGCUACAUAGCUCUGCCCUGGCUGGCCGGACAGUGCACAUUCGGUGAGGCAGAUUACGUGACACCGGAGAUCAUUGGCCUGACGCUGUGGUACUCAAUUGCUGCUGUGGGGAUCGCGAUCGUCAACGACUUCAAGAGUGUGGAAGGAGACACCAAACUGGGGCUUUCCUCCGCUCCGGUCGUCUUUGGAGUGGACACUGCAAAGUACAUGGCACCGAUCAUCAAAGACUCGGUCCAGCUCACAAUAGUCGGGUAUUUGUUCUAUAUUGGUGAGACAAACUAUGCGCUGGGGCUCCUUGCGUUGAUCGUGCCACAGGUCUACUUCGCGAUCACAUUGUUUCUUGAGGAUCCAAUCAAGAACGAUGUGAAGUACCAGGGUUCAUCAUUGCCUUUCUUCAGUAUUGGCACAAUCGUGGCAGCCUCCGCGAUCGGUGCUCGGAAGUGUGGCGGAGGGAAGUCCAUGUCACUCAUGGCUCUCGUUGCCACGGGGCGAGGGCUUCCCACAGAGCGGAGACCCUUUGUGGGCGUGGUCACUGAUACGGGCCACCUCCAGCCAGGAGGGCUGUACCUGGACUAUGCUCGCAUCACGUACUACGACGGGGCCGCUUUGCUGAUUCUCAUGGUGCUGGUCGUGGUUGCUGGUGGAAUGGACAACACGGGCCCACAACUCUACGGCAUCAUGGUAUCGCUGUGUUUGGUCACCGUGUCUUGGCUCCUGGCACCGUUCAUCUUCAACCCGUACCAAUUUCGACCAUCGUGCUGGGCGAACGACAUGAAGGCUUGGCUUCAGUUCUUUCUCGAAGACGGUGGCUCUCACUGGAAGAAGUGGUUCACGCAGACUCAGCUGAAGCCACGACGGGGCUUCCGAGCAACUGUUCUCGACCUGGCAUUCUUCAUCGAGCUUUGGUGGGUCGUGGCAUGUUUCUCGUCCCUGAAUGCGCGAACGGCUGUGGUUUGCCAGGUCUCCACUACGUGGCGGCUGUACUACUGGUUCUUGCUGCUUCCCCCGGUCAUCACCCCGCUGCUGUUCUGCGUCCUGGUAUCAGGUUUUGGUGCUGUGGCAAACUGUUGGAUGAGCCGAGCCUCGAAGAGCAGCGAUUCUUCAAGCGAAGAGACCUACGAGGCACUUUCGACCUCUCAAGCAGAGACGGCCUCAAGCUGCCCACGAAGGUGUCCCUUGAUACUGGUGUCCGUCAUUGUCACGGCCUUAACAGUGCUGGAGACCGUUCCCCCCUUGCAGUGGGUUGCAUCCCUGGGCUGGAAAAAGGCCUGUAUGUUGGCCUUCCUGUUGAAGAUGUUCUGGCUCCGACUGUGUGUUGGAUUGGCCAUGACUGCCAUCCGCAGUUGGUGUUUCGAGCGCCUGGGUGCUGUCGGCCGUCCCCUGGAACUCUGGCUGGAUGCGCUUUGCAUGUUCAGAGACUUCCUGGUGUCGCUGAUCAUUUUCCUUGCCUUGUCGCCCCUGGUGUUUCUGUCCGGCCUUUCUGAAUUUCUGUGUCCGACAUUCAGCAUUCACCACCUCAUCAUCUACCGGCAGCCUGGUCACACUGAUCGUGAGAAGCUGGACUACGACCCUUUCGUGGCGCGAAUGUGUUUCGACCACGAUCACGACGAGAGUUCGGAGGAUGAGGACACGGAGAGCAGCCUCUCGUCGGUUUGA
This is a messenger RNA of Symbiodinium natans, 2148 nucleotides long. Lineage: Eukaryota; Dinophyceae; Suessiales; Symbiodiniaceae. The record is from the annotation of a GenBank genome assembly.